AUGGCGGGCGCUGAGGGAGGAGGAGGAGAAGGAGAAGGAGCCGAAGGAGCCGCCGGCCAUGGAGGCACCGAUGGAAACACCCGCGAUGGAGGCACCGGCGGCGGCCGCAGCCCCGCGGCCCGCCCGGCCCUGGCGCUCCGCGGGGCCGCGAUGGUGGCCAGCGGCGGGGGGCGGCUGCUGGCGGCGCGGCGUGGGCAGCCCGGUGGUGAGAAUCUCUUCGUGUACGACUGUGCCAGCGCGGAGAAGACCUCGGGAGAUAAUGGGCAGGAUGGAAAAGCAACAGAUAAAGGAACUGAUGACAUCCUGGCUUUUGCCUUCUCCCCAUCAGGGGAUUAUUUUGCCUUGACAGAUGACAACAAACGUCUGAUCCUGUUCCGGACGAAGCCUUCCUGGGAAUGUGUUAGCGUCAGGUUUGUGAACAGGAGAUGCACAGCCCUGGUUAUUACAGCUGCAGAGGAUAAGAUUUUCGUUGCAGACAAGUCUGGUGAUGUCUAUUCUUACUCAAUAACAGAACCUCAGGCAGAUGGAAAGCUUGAGCUGGCUCAUGUGUCUCUGCUGUUGGAUGUGACCCUGAGUCCUGAUGACCAGUACAUCCUCUCUGCAGACAGAGACGAGAAGAUCAGAGUCAGCUUGACAAAGGCUCCUUACAGUAUUGUAUCCUACUGUAUGGGACACAGAGAGUUUGUAAGCAAAAUACUUGUAAUACCCAACUGUCCUGAUCUGCUGUUGUCAGCCUCUGGGGACUCGACUCUGAGGCUCUGGAAGUAUAAAAGUGGAGAAGAAGUGCACUGCUGUCAGCUGAGCAGCAUCUGUGGGUCUGAGGCAGCCAAAACUGACCAGAAGUACACCGUGUCAAGAAUAACCUACUGCUGUCAAGGUGGUUAUGUUGCCAUUCUGUGUGACAGUAUUCCCACAGUCUACGUCUUUCAGCUUGAUGCCACUGCCCAGCAGCUCGUUUACAAGCAGCAAAUCCCUUUGCAGCACAAAGGCUGGGAUAUUGCAUUUGGGGAAACGGGAGAUCUGUGGAUUCUGCAGGAGGACAAGGAAGCUCCUCUUCAGUUGUACAGAGCCUGUGAUGAACAGUGGAAGGCUGUAACUGAUGACAAGGAAUUGCAGAAGAUGUCAAAAUAUAUUCAAGACAACUGGACAGUGUUUGAAGGUUUUGUGGGCGCAGGAAGCUACUACAGACACCUCUACAAGGCCUCAUUUGAUAACAUGGACGAGUAUCUACAGAGGAAGGAGGAGAGGUCACAGCAGCAGAAAAAGAAAAGGCAGAAUCUGCAAUGUGGUUCCAAUGGACAGACAAAAAAAAAGAUGAAGGCUGAAGAGUCUUCGCUAUGACUGUUGCUAACCUUGUACCUUUUGCCUCGAUGACAGGAGGUGAUCCAACUGCAGACUUUUUAUAUGUAAAAUGGAUUCUGGAAGACUGGUUUAAACUUUUAUUCAGGUUUUCAGGUAGGCUGAUAUGACAAUAUCCUGCUUGCAGCACAUAAUGCAUUUACAAUAUGCCUAAGCUUUAGCAGUGUUAGUGGUUCAGUCCUGGGAAUCUCUGAUGCAUGAUAUAUGAAUAUUGGAGAGGGUAUUUUCCUUGAAACAGGGUCUUUUUUUGCCUACUGUGUUCAGGCUUUCUUCUCCAGGUGGAAACACACCUGAUGUGAUUUUCUUUUGGUUUGGUUUUGGGUUUUUUUAAACUUUCUAAAAGUUUUCUUAGUUAAUGUAUCUAACUUAGUGUACCUGGCUAUGGGAAAGGGAAUGUAGCAAAAUUCUUGAUGUAUAUGAGAAGUUUUAGCUGAGAAUUUCCCUUUGUCUUUCCUUCAGUUUAUGUGGUUGGGAUUCUGCCUAGUUUCUAAUCCAUUGCUUCUUACUUGUGAAAUAUUUCCAUAGGAAGAAGUGCAAAAGUUGAUUUUGUAUCUACAAAGUAAAAGUAAAAUGUGUCAGUCAAAUUUUGUUGUAUUGGAAAACCCUUCUAUUGCAAUAUGAUCCUCCUGUGUCUGUGAAAAUCAUUUGAGAGGCCUGUGAGCCAAACCUGGAGUGCAUCCUGCUUCCUUCAGCAAGAGCUCUUCCGUGUUGCAAUCAGCCAAGAAAUACAUCUUCUUGAGAAGUUACCAGCCAGAACCUUUAGGGGAUCACUUGUUGCUUCGUCACAGGGCAGAAGAUGUGUUCACCCGCCAGAUGGUAUCGUGUCCUGUGUGGAAUAUAAUGUGCUUUACAAAACCAGGUGUAGAAAUCCGUACAACCCAUUAAAAGCAUUCAGAGUGAGCCUGUGAACCGUGA
Empidonax traillii (willow flycatcher) is the source of this 2274-nucleotide messenger RNA. It is a transcript of the gene WDR4, whose product is annotated as WD repeat domain 4. The record is from RefSeq and is a predicted model, not a curated record. Gene Ontology annotation, molecular function: protein binding; tRNA (guanine(46)-N7)-methyltransferase activity. NCBI's taxonomy places the organism in Eukaryota, Metazoa, Chordata, Aves, Passeriformes, Tyrannidae. Gene Ontology annotation, cellular component: cytosol; tRNA methyltransferase complex; nucleus. The coding region runs from base 1 to 1341 and encodes 446 amino acids. The transcript has 11 exons. Gene Ontology annotation, biological process: RNA (guanine-N7)-methylation.